This is a messenger RNA of Eutrema salsugineum, 663 nucleotides long. RefSeq names its product putative FBD-associated F-box protein At5g56440. The record is from RefSeq and is a predicted model, not a curated record. The coding region runs from base 1 to 663 and encodes 220 amino acids. Gene Ontology annotation, molecular function: protein binding. The transcript has a single exon. NCBI's taxonomy places the organism in Eukaryota, Viridiplantae, Streptophyta, Magnoliopsida, Brassicales, Brassicaceae.
AUGGAUAGGAUCAGUCUAUUGUCAGAUGAUUUGCUCUUGAAGAUAUUGUCAUUCGCUCCAACGAAAGUUUCUGUAACCACAAGCCUAUUGUCAAAACGUUGGAGAGAUCUUUGGAAACAUGUGCCAAAGCUUGAUUAUUUUCCAGACAAUGACACUGAGCAUUUGAGAGCUUCCAGUUUUGUUCACAAUUUCUUGCUUCUACACAAGGCUCCUGUCCUAGAAACUCUACAUCUCUGGCUUAGAAAUUGUCGUCCUACAGAUAUUGAAACAUGGAUUCGAGUUGCAAUUGGUCGUGGUGUGCGCCAUAUUAAGUUUAACCAGUCCUCGACCAGUUUAGGGCCCAUACGGUGGCCUAGGAGUCUGUAUACAUGUAAAACCCUUGUGACUUUAACCCUAAUUUACACGAGCAAUGUGGAUGUUCCUUUAGCAAUGUGUUUCCGGUCACUUAAGACUUUUUACCUUACACUUAUUGAGUGGAUUGGUUACAAAGGAACGGAAGCAGAGAAAAACUUGGUUAUGUAUUUGUUGGAGAACUGUGGACAGCUAAAGACAAUGGCUAUUAGACCCUUAAACUCAAUCAAUUUAGAAGAGAGACACAAGAUGCUGCAAGAAAUAUCGUUUACGCGGAGGAGUUCUAGCAAAUGUCAAGUUUCAUUCACCUGA